AUGUUUCUGCAAUGCUUAAUCCUAUUCCUUCUAUUCCUUGUGCUUCGGCUUUGUGCUUAUGCGGACACCAUAACGCCCACCCAGCCCCUAAGAGACGGUGACGUUCUGGUGUCUAAAGGGGCAAGCUUCGCUCUAGGAUUCUUCUCCCCCGAAAAAACUGUCGUAUGGGUCCUUAACAGAGACCAUCCAAUCAAUGACACCUCCGGAGUCCUCUCAAUUGAUGCCGGAGGAAAUCUCGUCCUCUAUCGCCGAGACUCCCGUCUCUGGUCCACAAACUUCUCAGCCUCAUCAGUGAAAGACAUGGUAGCUCAGCUCUUGGACACAGGUAAUCUAGUUUUGGUCCAAAACGAUGGUAAAAGGGUUGUUUGGCUGGGCUUCGAUUACCCGACGGACACCAUGCUUCCCUAUAUGAAGCUAGGACUUGACCGGAGAACCGGUUUGAAUCGGUUCCUCACAUCUUGGAAGUCACCGGACGACCCGGGAACCGGUGAGUACUCGUGUAAGAUGGAGGUGGGUUGA
Vitis riparia (riverbank grape) is the source of this 519-nucleotide messenger RNA. Its product is annotated as G-type lectin S-receptor-like serine/threonine-protein kinase RKS1. Lineage: Eukaryota; Viridiplantae; Streptophyta; Magnoliopsida; Vitales; Vitaceae. The record is from RefSeq and is a predicted model, not a curated record. The transcript has 2 exons. The coding region runs from base 1 to 519 and encodes 172 amino acids.